AUGUCGAACGCAAUGUAUAAUAAGAUGUGGCAUCAGACCCAAGAAGCCCUCAAUUCUUUGCUUGAUAAAGAGUCUCAGAACACGAUGGAAUCACAAAGCAAUCAAGUUUUCAUCUUCCAAAUGUUGGCCACCUUCUACAUAAAAUACGUGCAGAUCUUCAGAAACCUGGAGGAUGUCUAUGACCAGAUCGUCCACCCGCAGAAGCGAAUAUUGAUCCGAAAAAUACUGGACGGAGUGAUGGGUCGCGUCCUGGAACUGAAGAAUGAAAUGGUGGAAUUGGAAUUAACGGAGUUUCAUUAUUUUGAUGACAUCCUACAGGAUCUAAAGUUGGCUCCUCAACAAUUAGAUAUUCCCAUUCCCAAGUAUUUUUUGAAGGAGAAGCUGGAAGUCAUCAAAGGAAGAGAGAAAAUCCUUGCUCAGAUAUUGGCCAACACUGGACUAGAUAUACCUGAAAAGAAAUACACCGUAAAGGGUAUCCCCCUAGAAGAGGCUGUUAAACUAAUCCAGAUCGCUGAGAGAGCACGGCAAGGUCGCCUAAGAGCGAUGUUCAUGAAGCAAAUCUUCCUCCAAGAAUACAGAGCAAAGCAAGCCAAGAUCCUUGGCGAGAAAGUUGCUGACGUGGGAGCCGCCGCGCUGCAGAUUCAGAAGGUCUGGCGAGGUUUCCAUCAAAGUAAGAAAACCGAGAAACAGAGAGAGGAGGAGAUGAUAUUCCUGGGUAUGAAGCCACCUCCUCUGUUUAAUGAAGUCAGUGCUACAGUAAUCCAGGCUGAAAAGGUGAGCUCCCUAAGGAAUGAGGUCCAGAUAAAGCAUGAGGAGAACUACAAAGAAGCCUUGGUUACAAUCAAGGAUGACCUGAAAUUAAUAGAAGGUCCAGACAUCAAGGAGAACCUUCAAGACCAGAUCCGGCAUUGGUUCAUCGAAUGCAGGAACUUAACCGGCACAUUUCCUGAAUACCCUAACGUGGAAGAAGGAGGGUCUGCCAUUAUCUUUUCCAACAAGACCCCACAACAGGUUACUGAGGAUAUUAUUGCAAACCAAGAAGAAGAGGAGAAAAACAAAAAGAAGAAUAAGAAGAAGGCCACGACAUCCAAGAAACCUAAAAAAGAAAAGGAAAAGAAAGGCACAAAAGAAAAAAACAAGGAAGAAGAUGAGGGCUGGAAAAUGUCACCAAGUGUCUUCCUUUCUAUGAUGGAGGAAGGAAAUAACGUGUACAAAGGCCUGUGGAAGAAUAAAGACGAGUCAUGGAAUUUCCCCCAGGACUAUGACCCGGAACUGAUCAAACAGGAGAAACGGAAGGAACUGGAGUCGGAGAUCAGAGUGCAGGUGGAUGAGCUAAUGAGACAGGAACUAAAAAACUUGAAACUGGCUGUGGACAGAAAAAAGGAGCCUCCAGUCAAAGCAGCAAAGAAGAAAGGAGGUAAAAUGAAAAAGAAAGGGAAGAAAGGCAAAAAAGGGAAAAGAGGGAAGAAGGACAAAGAUCUGACAGCAGACAGGACCAUUGAGUCUCUGUAUAAGGAACUGGUGGAAGAAGGGUUGCUGAUCCAGGCUCUGAAAGUUAACCUCUCUGAUUACAUCGGAGAGUACAGUUACCUGGGGACCACGCUUCGCCAGGUAUCCAUAGAACCCAUGCCUUCCCUCCUGGAUGUGAGACAGCUCAUCGCCCUGUAUGGGAUCUUGCCACUAGGUUCUGCAACGGUGCAUGAGAAGGCUCCUUUGGUGAAAUCCCUGCUGCUGGCAGGGCCAUCGGGGGUAGGGAAGAAAAUGCUGGUCCACGCCAUCUGCACCGAAACGGGAGCCAACCUCUUCAACUUGUCGGCAGCUAACAUUGCGGGGAAGUACCCUGGCAAAAAUGGCUUGCAAAUGAUGCUGCAUGUGGUCGUCAAGGUGGCCCGGGAGCUCCAGCCCUCCGUGGUAUGGAUCGGAGACACAGAAAAAACCUUCUACAAGAAAGUCCCCAGUGCAGAAAGGAUGUUCGCUCCCUCUGCUGGCCAAGUUGCUACAUUGAAGAAAGUCCCCACGUAUGAACACCUGAAGGCAGGCGUUACUAUGAGCCAGAUCAGAAAUCUAAAGAGGCGUGCGGGGCGUGUGUAA
Messenger RNA from Mirounga angustirostris (Northern elephant seal), 2091 nucleotides. RefSeq names its product IQ motif containing with AAA domain 1 (gene DRC11). The transcript is spliced from 17 exons. The record is from RefSeq and is a predicted model, not a curated record. Gene Ontology annotation, molecular function: ATP binding; protein binding; ATP hydrolysis activity. Lineage: Eukaryota; Metazoa; Chordata; Mammalia; Carnivora; Phocidae. The coding region runs from base 1 to 2091 and encodes 696 amino acids.